Arachis duranensis is the source of this 1572-nucleotide messenger RNA. RefSeq names its product replication protein A 70 kDa DNA-binding subunit B-like. Bases 1 to 1572 code for a protein of 523 amino acids. Gene Ontology annotation, molecular function: DNA binding. Gene Ontology annotation, biological process: DNA repair; DNA replication; DNA recombination. Gene Ontology annotation, cellular component: nucleus. NCBI's taxonomy places the organism in Eukaryota, Viridiplantae, Streptophyta, Magnoliopsida, Fabales, Fabaceae. The record is from RefSeq and is a predicted model, not a curated record. The transcript is spliced from 10 exons.
AUGGCUGCGAGGAAGGAUUUCGUCGGAGAUAUCAAUCCAACCAAGCUUGCCUGGUCUUUGGUUGUGGGGGUUGCUCGAUUGUAUGAGUUUCCAAGUCAGUGGAACAAGAAUGAGGUGUUUAGCUUGGAGUUGGUUUUACAAGAUGAGAAGGGUGAUAGAAUUCAUGCAACCGUUUGUAAGCCUGGGUUGGAGUUGUUCAAAAAUAGGAUAAAGGAGCAUUGUGUUUAUAGUAUGCAAAAUUUUAUUGUCAAGCUUAACAAUGGAAAGGUUAGGACAACUCCUCACAAGUACAAGCUUAACUUUUAUACAAAGACUGUGGUGGCAGCCCUACCUAUUGAGACUUUUGCUUUUAACCCAUUCAAAUUCCGUCCGUUUCAUGAACUUGAUGAAAAUGGUCCAACCGACGGAAAUUUAUUAUUUGAUUACAUAGGAGAGGUUGUUGGAAAGGAGGAGGUCAGAGGGCUGAUUACGCGCACUGGUGAUGAAACGAAGCUUAUUACACUUCAGUUGGAAGAUCUAGAAAAGCACAAAAUUAAAUGUACACUGUUUGGGGAAUUGGUCGAUCAAGUUCUUCCACAUCUCGAGCGAGAUGAUGGGGAGCCUUUCAUAAUGGUGGUUCAGCUCUUUAAGUCCAACAUAUACUUGAAUUCUGUCAAUAUUCAAAGUAUCUACUAUGUGUCCACAUGUUACUUCAAUCCAAACAUUCCUGAGGUUAUUGACUUCAAGAAAAGCUUGGCAACAGAUUUUGUUCCCUGUUCACAACGAAUUAGUCAGCUGGAAGCUCAACCUCAAUACUCAGUUAGAGAUGAGAUCAGUGCCGGCAUUGUACCAGUGCGCACUAUAGAAGAGGUUCUUAAUAUCACUGAGGAAACGUCAUGUUGGAUUGUUGGGACCAUUGUUUCUCUAGAAGUUGGUAAAGAUGAUUGGUCCUAUAUGUCGUGUAAGACAUGUCCUAAGAAGGUUGUGCAAAGCAAAGAUAGGUAUUGGUGUGAUAAUUGUAGGCGUGUAGGCUUCAAGGUUAUGCUAAGGUAUAGGCUCCAACUAAUUGUGACUGAUGGAAGUGGUUGUCUGAACCUCAUUGUGUGGAACAAAGAAGCAGAGCAAAUGAUAGGAAAGGCUGCUGAGAAAGUUAAGGAAUUAUCUAAAUGCGAUAAAGGAGAUUCAUACCCUAAAUACCUAGAGAAUAUGAUUGACAAAAGGUUCUUAUUCAAGCUUAACAUCACAUACAAGAAUAUCAAUUCCGUGGAAGGGGUGUACAGCGUCACAAAACUUUCGGAUGACGAGUCCCUCAUGUCCAGUUAUGGUGUGCCCAAUUCUUCUUCUGAUGCUUCUAUGCUACCUAAUAUCCCUAUAGCCGAAACAGACGAAGAUAGCAAUGGACAUGCUGCAGUUUCCCUGUCUAAGGAUUCUGCCGUUGAGAGCAACUGUGAUAGCUCCUGUCAAACUCCAGCCAAGAGAACCUCUUCUGAUGCAGUUGAUGACUCCCCAGCAACAGCAGCCCUAUCUCCAGAUGUUCAGGCAUCCGCUAACAAAACAUUUAAGAGGAAUUGCGGAAGAAAAAAGAUUGAUUGA